This is a messenger RNA of Patella vulgata (common limpet), 1809 nucleotides long. Its product is annotated as UPF0587 protein v1g245604. The record is from RefSeq and is a predicted model, not a curated record. Gene Ontology annotation, molecular function: zinc ion binding. The transcript is spliced from 7 exons. The coding region runs from base 71 to 553 and encodes 160 amino acids. NCBI's taxonomy places the organism in Eukaryota, Metazoa, Mollusca, Gastropoda, Patellidae.
AUAUCAUUCUACCCCGGUGGGUCUUGAUAAUCGAGUAGAAUGAUUAGUAUGGGUUACUUCCCUUCUCAAGAUGGUGAAAAUAUCCCUCCAGAUCAACGCCCAGUUGGAGAAUGUCACAGAGCUGCAGCCCGCUGAUCAAGAAGAUUUUGGAUGGUGUAUGAAGUUACAAUGUAUGAACUGUAAUGAAGAAACUCCAGACUUUGUGUUCUGUUGUUUGUCAGAAAGUAGUGAAGUUUCUGGAGGAAGAGGGUCGGCCAGUUUAGUUAUAAAGUGUAAAUUAUGUAAACGAGAAAACUCAAUAGAUAUCAUUAAAGAUUCUUUAUCAAGUUAUAUGUCAGAAGAUUCAGGAAAAUUUAAAACAAUCGUAACAUUUGAUUGUCGUGGAGUGCAGCCUAUAGAAUUUAAACCGAACGAUGGUUGGAAAGUAAAAGCUGAAGGAGAAAAAUCUAAUGCUACAUUUGAAUUGGAAUUGACAGAAAAUGAAUGGUACGAUUAUGAUGAAAAAGCCAGUGAAUCCGUCAGUGUCACAGAAUUUAAAUAUCAGUUUAAAUGAUUUAAUUGAUGACUUUUUAAAAUGAACAUUUUCAUAUUCAUCAAACUGUUCAAGUAACUUAUUUUCUUGGUGAAAAUGAUAAGGCCUCUUGAAUGUGGGCAUAAAUAAUUAAGCUUUAAAGCUAUAUUUCAUGGAUUGCAACCAUGGAUUGGAAAACAUAUAAAACCUGCCAGGAUAAAUACAUUUUGUUACCAAUAAUUCAUAUCUUGAGAUACUUCAAGAAAAACAUUUUUGUACACCCACAGGAGGUAUAUUGUCAUUGCCCCUUAUCUGAUUUUGAUGAAAACUUAAUAUGUAUGUUUAUAACCUGAAGAUUUCGGUUCUUAUCAAUAUUGGUGCAUAUCGGACCAUAACUUCCUUAAUUAUGGCUCCUGAUUGUCCGAAAAAUCGUGUUUUUAGCUUAUGGACCCACUACAGGUCACAAUUUUUAUCCAAUUUUGGUGAAACUUAAAAUGUUUGAUUAUAACCCAAAGAUCUCAGUUCCAUCCAAUAUUGGCGCAUAUCGGACUGUAACUUCCUGGAUUAUGGCCCCUGAUCAUACGAAAAAUCGUGUUUUUAGCUUAUGGUCCCUCUAGAGGUCACAGGCUGUCUGACAAAAUGGCCACUCUUCUUUAAGCAAUUAGUAUAAUAAGCAUGUAUUAUAAAGGUUGUGGAUCCCCUAGAGGUCUCAAUUUUUAUCCGAUUUUGAUGAAACUUAGCACAUAUGUUUGUAUCCCAAAGAUCUCGGUUCUUUUCAGUAUUGAUGCAUGUCAGACAUUAGCAUCCUGGAUUAUGGCCCCAGAUUAUAUGUAAAAUCGCUUUCGUUUUUAGCUUGUCCAUUUCUUGCAAAAUGGAAGCGUAUCUUGCAUGGCAACCGCUUGAUCAGUCGUUUGAUGCUCUCUGUAAUAUAUAUUUAAAGCCACUGAUUGUCAUUUGAAUAUCAGAAUAAAUAAUGAAUUGUCAUUUUCACAACAUUUGACAUACUUUGCAAAUAUGCCAGCACCACCUACAAGAGUUUAGUGCUAUCUUUUGAUGGGCCUCAUUUUAAUUCCUUUGAAUUCGGUAGAUUAUCGACCAUUGAUAUUUUAUUUUCUCAAUUAAAUGUUAAGUAAUGAAGUUGUGUACAUUUUAGCAUGAAUUUAAGCUGUGAAAUAUACUGGUCUGAAAAAGUCAAAUCACUCUCAGUGACUUCAACUUGUUUAAUUUUAGUCAUCGUUUGCUUGAUAAAGACGAGAGUAUCACUCACGUUAAUAAACCAGUAAUUGUUAUUCCAUAAA